Molecule: messenger RNA, 779 nt
Organism: Oenanthe melanoleuca
Lineage: Eukaryota; Metazoa; Chordata; Aves; Passeriformes; Muscicapidae
Gene: LGALS2
Product: galectin 2
Exons: 5
Coding region: 340-735 (131 amino acids)
Molecular function (GO): carbohydrate binding
Source: RefSeq, a predicted model, not a curated record
UUAAAAGGACACGGGCCCGCCGGGUGCGGCGCAUGCGCCGUGCGCGCCCGCCUGGGCUGAGGCGGCAGGCUGGGGUCAGGUGCCGACCAGUAAUAAGUAUAAAUAUAAAUGGCAGCAAGCGCGGUCCCCUGCACUGUAUUUAAAUAGCAGCUGAUUUUCUGGCAGCGCCCCAGGAAAACAAGCCCCGUUUGUCCCCGCGUGGCUCUGGUGAUCUAGGCCAACCGUGACACCUAACACAGGGACUGCAUAAGAUUUAUUCAGGAAAUAAAAUGAACUGGGUGAGACCCCACCGUCAAGAAGCCCAAGGCACAGAAGAACCAACGCGACGCUGCUGGAUCCAUGGAGGGAAAUAUUGAAAUCUUAAACCUGGAUAUGAAGCCUGGGAACAUCCUGAAGGUGAAGGGCAAAAUACCUGUUGAUACUGUUGGCUUCAGCAUCAACCUUGGCUGCAACUCAAGAGAUCUGGCACUUCACUUCAAUCCCCGCUUCAAUGAGUCUGUCAUCGUGUGUAACUCCAAGUGCUCCGAUCGCUGGCAGACGGAGCAUCGUGACCACCACCUCUCUUUCUACAAGGGCUCCACUGUCAAGUUCUUCAUUGAAAUGCUGUCAGACAAAUUCCGUGUGAAACUGCCGGAUGGUUAUGAAGUGUACUUCCCCAACCGGCAUGGCUACCGCAAGAUCAACUAUGUAAGCAUCCACGGGGGCUUGAAGAUUAUCUCCUUCAGGCUGAGCUGAUGGGCACCACUUCCUAGCUCUAAUAAAAAACCAAGCCAGUGGAA